UGUACGUGCGCGCUCGCGCGGAGGCCUGGCGGCUCCGUGGCGUGAGCGGGAACCUUGUCCCCGGGCCCCAGGCCUGCCACUCGGGAGCGUGUGGAGCGGGAUCGGGAGCGUGUGGAGCGGGAUCCGGAGCGGAGGGAGAGCAAGGAGGAGGAGGAGGAGCCGCAAUGGAAGUGAAGGAUGCUAAUGCUGCUCUUCUCAGCAAUUAUGAGGUGUUCCAGCUACUCACCGACCUCAAAGAGCAGCGGAAGGAGAGCGGCAAGAACAAGCACAGCUCCGGGCAGCAGAGCCUGAACACCAUCAUGUACGAGACCAUGAAGUACUUGUCUAAAACCCCAUGCAGGCACCAGAGUCCCGACAUCCUCCGUGAGUUCCUCAUCUCCAUGAAGGCUCACAAGUUAACCAAGGCAGAAAAACUCCAGCUGCUGAAUCACAGGCCUAUGACUGCUGUGGAGAUCCAGCUGAUGGUAGAAGAAAGUGAAGAAAGAUUGACAGAAGAGCAGAUCGAGGAUCUCCUGCAGACUGUCACCAGCAUCCUUCCUGGGGACCCUGAAGCUGAGCAGAAGGCGGAGAACAUGGCAGUGGAGGAAGGGGACCCUGAGUAACUAGGAGCCCCUGGACCGGCUUCCAGACAGAGGGGCUGAGAACCUAAAAGGCAUUCAAAACUGUUUGGUUUCACCCCAGAAUGCUUUGUAAAUUCUCUAAGCCCCAUCCCCGUUGACCAGAAGUGAACCCACGAGGAAGCAGCCCCAUGUGGACGGUUAUUAGUGAGGGGAAGCAAUC
Gracilinanus agilis (Agile Gracile Mouse Opossum) is the source of this 780-nucleotide messenger RNA. RefSeq names its product CGRP receptor component (gene CRCP). Gene Ontology annotation, molecular function: nucleotide binding. NCBI's taxonomy places the organism in Eukaryota, Metazoa, Chordata, Mammalia, Didelphimorphia, Didelphidae. The record is from RefSeq and is a predicted model, not a curated record. Gene Ontology annotation, cellular component: RNA polymerase III complex. Gene Ontology annotation, biological process: transcription initiation at RNA polymerase III promoter. Bases 165 to 602 code for a protein of 145 amino acids. The transcript is spliced from 6 exons.